Dermochelys coriacea (leatherback sea turtle) is the source of this 6824-nucleotide messenger RNA. It is a transcript of the gene PTGES, whose product is annotated as prostaglandin E synthase. NCBI's taxonomy places the organism in Eukaryota, Metazoa, Chordata, Testudines, Dermochelyidae. Bases 249 to 689 code for a protein of 146 amino acids. The record is from RefSeq and is a predicted model, not a curated record. The transcript has 4 exons. Gene Ontology annotation, cellular component: membrane. Gene Ontology annotation, molecular function: prostaglandin-E synthase activity. Gene Ontology annotation, biological process: prostaglandin biosynthetic process.
CCCAGGGAGACACACAAGUUUUUGUGAAUAAAGGGUCAGCAGGAACUGCCUGAGUGACCCUCACUUUGAUCCAAGCACUGACCUGAAGCUGGAAGCAAGAGGGCAAAGCCCUGCUGGCAGGGUUUGAAGGACUGGACCUAGAGGGCCCCUGUGGAAGAGGGCGACACCAGAAUCAAUCUCUGAACUGAGAUUGCUAGUGGCUGCAGCCUGCUUAAGGAAACGCAAAUCCUCUCCCACCUUUCCAGAAAAUGAUGGAAAACAAAGUGUUUGCAUCGUUUACUUUCUACAGUACGAUCUUGAUUAUAAAAAUGUAUGUUCUUGCCAUCAUUACAGGACAAGUGAGGCUCAGAAAGAAGGCUUUCGUCAAUCCGGAGGAUGCCCUGAGGAAUGGAGGGCUGCAGUAUUAUCGAGAGGACCCAGACGUGGAGCGAUGCCGCAGGGCCCAUCGCAAUGACAUGGAGAACAUUUUCCCCUUCCUCUUCCUUGGGGCCAUCUACUCCCUGCUGGACCCCAAUCUCAUCGUGGCAAGGAUCCACUUCCUGAUCUUCUGUGUGGGGCGGAUAGUUCACACCGUGGCAUACCUCCUGCAGCUGAAAGCUCCCACACGCUCGGUGGCCUACAGUGUGGCACAGCUGCCUUGCUUCUCCAUGGCGCUGCAGAUUCUCUUCACGGUCAUAACACACUGGUGAUGUGAAAGAUAACCCACCAGUGCUGCAAUGUGGGUUAGAAAGACAUGCCUUUGCUGCUUUCCCAAGAAAAGGACUCACUCUGCUGUGGUUUUAGUGCAGGCAUCUCCCAGCUGGCCAGAGCUCAGGGCUCUGGGAAGUCCCCUCAGGGUGUGUGCAAUGCCCUAUUUCCAGGAGCAGGCUGCAGAGGUGGAAGGAUUUGCUUCUCACAGCGGAGUGCUGGUGCAUUAAGCGCUCAGUAUUGCCACAGCAUUAGUAGCACAGCAAUAGCACUGUGGUGUCUUCCAGUCUUCUCGCUGGUGACCUGCAGGGAGGGUUCUUGCGGGAGGGAGGGAAUGAUGCCAAGUUAAGAACACAACUAAACCAGGAAGUGGUGAAGACUCUCUAAGUAGCCUGGCCCCAUCACUCUGGGGAGAGGAAAGGGGGAGACACUUGGUACUCCUAAUUCACUUUGGUGGGAGUGUGUACUGUCAAGAGAUAUGAUGUCCUAUCUCCUCACUUCAGCAAGAAUACCUGGUGAUGAGAAAGCUAAAGUAGGAACGAACUGAGUCUUUGUAGAAAACAAACCUCUGCCCCCAAAACCUCAUUUUUACUCUUUGAUUAGAGAGGCCCGACUCUCCUUGUGUUUGUUCGUUUGUUCAUUUGUUGUUUUUUAACCUCCUAAACAGGAAGGAAACAAGUUGGUGGUGCCACAUCUGAUACAUCUGGGCAAAUCUCUGCUAGGAAGCAUAACCCAAAGGGUUAAAUCUCUCAGAGGGUGGCAAUAAAAACACAGAAGGAAACAGAACUAGUGCAGGUCCUCCUUCCAAAUCCAAAUUACAUCAUCAUUCCAAAGCAGCAGCUCUCCUCUGGGCCCCUGAUAUCAAGAUUUCACUUGACUGUAAACUUCAGAGCAGACAGCUCCAUUUGCUUUUGGAGUGAGAAGGGGGAGUUAGCUUCAGGCACAUCAGGCCAUCUCGAGACUCCAUCCUGGAAAGAGCAUUGAGUUCAAAAGAAGGUCGGGGUAUUCAGCACUUGGAAGAUCUUUGCCUUUUCUAUUUCCUAUAGGUACCUAGAUGUUCUGUCAUUUCUACAUAGCUUCAUAUGAGAUGUAGGGCUGAAUGAAAGACCGCAAACCUAUGUAUGUUACGCUGUUCCCCUCUUGUGCUUCCUUGGCGUUACUAUGUAUUCCUCUACUCUACCAUUCCUUAUGCCUCUGUGUAUACAUCUGUGAACCAGGCAGAAUACCAUCUCAUGCCUCUGUUCGGAGGCAAAGUCCUUUGAUGUGCUUGGAUAAAAAGGGCUAUUAAAGCAUGUAACACGCAGAGGUGAUGCAUGCACUGCAGAAUCAGCACUUUCCUGGGUGACCUCUUGGCCCCUCCUAACUUUUCCCCGGUACAAGGUUGCCUUCUUAAAGGAGCUCUCUUCCCACCAUGCUUGCUGGAGCUGGCCCUUUAAAUUUGGCAGAGCCAAGGAGCUGUAGCCCUAAAGCAGCCGUGUUUGAUGAGUGGCUGCAUCUCCUGCCUUCCUUCCUAGCUGGUGAGUCCUCUCCUGUUCAGUUUUCUCUUGCUCCUGAGGAUGGGUUGUCCUCGCCAAAUGCAUGAUGAUGUUACCCUAGGAAAUAAUAUUAGAUGGCCAAGAAGGGCAAAUUGGAGCAGGAGCUGGAACUCUGCUGCAUGUGCCAUUAUGUCCCCUGCUGAGCUGGAGAUGGUGUGUUGGCAGCCUGGAAGGCCAGAGAAGUUCAGGUAAGGGAUGAUUGCUCCUACUUGCUGCAUGGGGGGGUUGGGGUUGGGGUGGCAACAGGCCUCCCUGGUUCAGUCUGAAUUUUGUGGUUAGGAGUUACCUCCUUGUAAGUGAAGAUGAGCUGAAGUAUUUAUUCCACCCCCACUUUUUUUUAGAAAGAGGGGGAAGUGGUGAGGUUCUAAACCAUCCUGGGUUUUGCCCUAUCUCUGGACCCAUUUAUCUGACUCCUGUUCUCUUCAACCCUGCCUCUGCCUUUAAAGUGUGUGCGUGUGCGUGCAUGCGUGAGGGGAAGAGCUGGAUAAAAUGGGACCUUGACCUGACCCAUUGUUGCUUUUGGGGAGAGGGGGGAGUAGGUGCUAGGAUCUAUUUUGGAGAGGGAGGGGUAGGUGGAGCACAGAAAAAUCCAGUUUGCAGAGCUGCUAGCUCUCAACUUUCACUGAGAGUCUUGUGAUGUUUGUCCCUGAUAAAGUCCUCUUUCCUGGAAUCAUGAUCACAUGACUCCAGGAAUCUUGGCUUUCUUUAAAAAACAAACAGUUCAUUUCCUGGCAUGAGGGUUACAGAGAGAAACUUGGAAAAGUGAACUGUAAAAACUUGGCCCCAGGGCUGUGGGGGGGGGCGGAGGCACAAGGCAAAUAAAUUUAAAAAAAAACCAACAAGUUUGUAUUUAUGAUUUUUAAAAUAUUGUGGGCUUGGGGGGUGCUGACUCUCGCUUCUUUUUUUUUAAAGACUUGGGGUUGGCAGUGCUGAGUUUGGGUUUAUCUGGACCUGUCCCAAGACAGUACCUAUUUGACUGAAGCACUCCACCAACAGGCAGAGCUCUUGUUUUCCUCCUGGCUGGCCUCGCUUGUGGCCAAUCAUGGCACUGCCCAUGUCCUCUACCCCAGCUAGAUGCAAACAGCAACCUAAGGACCCCCCGGAUUGGCCCAUUGCCAAGGGAACGUGUAUAUUUGUACUCUCCCUUCCAUGGCUUAGGCAUGACUCUUCCACAGCAGGUUUUAAUAAGGGGGUUAGGGCUGGGCUGGGCUGGGGCAGGGAAAAUGGACUGAGGUGUGGUCCCUUCACAAGGCCAUACCUAAAAUACACCCCUUGGCCUAAAGCCAAACUACCUUUAGGAAUGAACUGUGGAAAGUGGGGUUAUAGUUAAAAACAUAGGUGUGCACCAUGCCCCUGUGCAGGGAAUAAGUAUAAACUCCUGCCACUUCACACCUGGAUCGACCAGGGGAAGUUGGGGCGUAAGUUGCUAGAAGGCCGGACUGAUGAGCAUCCAAGGUAUAGGAAACACAGGGUGGGAGCUGUAACGAUUUAACAGCUGUAAAGGAGAGAGAAAGAUCUAGGUCCCUCUUCAUGCGCUGAAGGGAGAGUCAUAUAGGUGGGGCAAGAUGAAGGUGUAGGACUCUCAUGGGUAGCUUUGCUGCUUCCUCCACUAGAGCAGACUCCUUAAACAAACCCCAGGGAAGGAAGGGGCGGGGGGGUAACGAAAGACACGGGGAAAGGUUCAUAAGGAAUUAAAUUCUAUUAUGAGCUAAAGCAAAGAAAAUUGUUCCCCCCACUCCCUGACCCCUUCAAGGUCAAGUACUCUUUGUCACACGCACACGCACAGACAAAUUCCCUAGGCAUAGCAUUAUUAUUACUGAUAGACGGUUCUUACUCUGUCAGUAAAUGUAAGGAGAUGGUGGAAAUUUGACCUCAAAUAAGGAGUGACCACACAGAAACAUCUGCCUGUUUGCUUUAGAUUCUAGGUCUGAGAUCAUUGCGUGUAAAAGAGGAGCUGUGCUGGCAUGGGCAGAACAGGGUUUGUUUCUGCCGAGGCAUUUUUAGUGUAGUGCAGUGAUUGUUCCCUUGCCUAGAUGAAUGUGGAAAUACCAAUGCAGGGGUGGAGCAGCUUAGAGCCCUGCAGCGAGACUGGGCUCCCGUGGGUAUCGCAGAACCUGCUGCCAUAAAAGAAAAAAAACAGAGUGCAGUAAUCUGUGGGACAGCACCAUAGCUUUUUAAAUAAAGGUUUUAAUACUUCUGUUUAAGCAAGGGACAGAAAGAGAUUUGACAUCUAUUAUACCUGGAGUUACAGUAUUUUUCUACAUGAUUUAAGCAAGAUUUGUUUUAUUUCUUUAGUGGUAAAAAUUGGGUCUGAAUUCCAUUUAUAUCCAUAAUAUAUCAUUAUAUCCAUAUAUUAACGGACUAUUUUGGGGGUUUUUUUAGUAGCAUGGGGGAAUCUUUCUCUCUUGUGGGAUUUGCUGGGUCUCAGGUUUUUGUGGUCGGGAAUGGGAUAAAAAUGCAAGAAACAAUGCCUGAGUGGGUAUUGUGGGGAGGGAUGAGAGUCAGGUUAAAAAAACAGUCCCUUGCAGGGCUCUAGAAUAGGUACCAGGUGUGGAAGAAAAUCCAACCCAGCAAUGUAACCAAAAUAUAGCCACUGAUGCACGAAACUGUAACCUGGUGGUAGGGAGACUGUUCCAGGAGGAAUCAAUGGGAAUUCAGUGUCUUCUCUCUCUUCUCACAAAGACCCUGCCAUAUCUAUGUCAACUCUCAUCCCUUAGUGACGGCUUACUCUGUGUGAUGGUACAGCACCCCCCUGUGGGGUCAGCCAGACACGCACACACACCCACACACAAUGUCCAAAUCAUAGUAAUUUAUGUCUGUAGGGGUUUUUCGCAGACUGAAUAAUAAAAAUAACAUACAGUUGGCUCUAUUUCUUCAUCGGAACUAAACAGAAUAGAAACACAAAUAAGGUGCUUUGUAUGUUCUUGUCUUUUCAUUGUUGCGUUUUCUUUUUAGACUUGCUAGCUCAUAAGUCUGGUUCUGUGAAAAGUGAUAUUUGUAUGUUUGUUAAUAUCACUUUUCACAGCAGAAGAUUUGUUAGCUACCUAGGAGGCAGUGAAAAGUGAUAUUAACAAACAUAAAAAUAUCACUUUUCACAACAGACUUUCCCAGCCCUGGCAAGCUGGGAGACAAGUUAAGCCUUGGAUGGGGAGGUAAGUAGGGAGGCAGUGGGGGCCCAGGGUCAUGGGCUGGAUGGGUGAGGGGCCGGAGGAGACAGCGGGAGCCAGGGGUGAUAAGAGAGGUGGUGAGCCCUGUGGCUGGGGUACGGAGCCUGCUACUGCACAGCCAAAGCCCAGAGCCUGAAGCCCCAUGGUCGGAGUCUGCUGCCGUGUGGCUGGAGCCUGCCAUCCACCACCCCAGGGUUGAAGCCGGAAACCUGAGCCCCACUGCCCUCAGGAAGAUGGGGAACUCAUACCAGCUGGCUCCAGAGUGGGGAAGGGCCCAGCCCCUGCUGGCGGCCCUGGGGGGAGCGACCACUGCUUUGCCGCCCCCCCCCCCCGAUCACCACUCAGGAGGCUGUGGCUGCAAGAAAAGCCCCUGAUGGCUGCAUGAGGCCACAGUGGCCACAUCUGAGAAAUACUGAGCUAGACUAUCAGCCCUGCUGUUCCAUGCUGAUUGGAAACUGAGAUGUGUUGAUUCCCUCUGAGAAAAUUUUGAUGAAAACAAAACUUUCGUUUCAGCCAAAUUUUCAAUGGAAGAUUUCUGCUUGUCAUCAGGUCAAACUGAAAAUCCCCCUCUGUGAUGUUAUCUAUAUGAAAUAUGACCAUAUAGAUCAUUGUUGCAACCAGUAUUGUACAAAGGUUGUCGAGUAAGGUGUCUAUAAAAAGGUUAUGAUUUGUGGGUUAUGAUUGUGCUAUCUGUAUGCAUGUAUCAUUUUUGUAUUUAAAGUUAUAAGUGUUGGCUCUAUACCUGGAUUUCAAAUGUUGGCUCCUGGGGUAACGCCUAUGAAAUAAUCAGCCAGAUAUGCCAUGUAAGAUAUCUGCAAAAAUGUUAUAAUUUCCCAGAUAUGAUGAUCUUGUUUAUAUCACCUUUGUAUUAUGAGUUAUAGAUAUGUAUGUAUCUCUGUAUUUCAAACUUGAGCCAUGCUUCUGGGUGACACCACCCCCAGAGAGUUUGGCAUAAGCACUGCCUAACCUGCUUGAUGGCCCAUUAAGGACCCUCAGCUAUACAACUGACCCAUUGAGAGAAGGCAGAUACACCUUAUGACUCAGCAAGGCAGGCAGGGACAUGCCUAUGGAGAGAACUCUAAGGCUUCCAAGCCAUGUGCUGGGCAGCUUGUGUUUGAAACAAAGGAAGCACAGGCCACAUGGCAAGAGACUAUAAAAGGCAGCUGCAUCUUCUCCAUUUUGUCUUCAAUCCUGCUUCUUACCUCUGGAGUAACUUUGCUACAAACUGAAGCUCUGAACAAUGGACUGAAUGACCCAUCCCAGCUGUGGAUGUACUCCAGAGACUUGACUUAAGCCAGCAGAUUAUUCCAUCACUGUUACAAGCCUGAACCAGGAACUUUGCCAUAACUGUAUGCAAUUGAUUCCUUUAACCAAUUUUAACUCUCACCUUUCUUUCUUUUUUAUAAAUAAACCUUUCGAUUUUAGUGAAUAAGAA